GUAAAGAAUUCAGCGCGCCAAAGCUCUAGCAGGAAGUGAGGGUAGUUGAAGGAAACGGCGGCCAGUUUGGGAUUUGAAUCUUUCAACAAAUUCUAUAAUCUACAAACAUCUACAUUAAUAUGGCAGACCCGAAGGACCAGGAAGAUCAUGACACCACUGUAGAUGGUGCAGAUGACACGAAUCAUGACCCCCACUUUGAACCCAUCGUUUCCCUUCCAGAGCAGGAUGUGAAAACAUUAGAAGAGGAUGAGGAGGAGCUCUUUAAAAUGCGGGCUAAACUAUAUCGUUUUGCCUCUGAGAAUGAUCCACCAGAGUGGAAGGAGAGAGGAACUGGUGAUGUCAAGCUGCUGAAACAUAAAGAGAAAGGCACAAUCCGCCUCCUAAUGAGGAGAGAUCGGACUCUGAAGAUUUGUGCCAAUCAUCACAUUAUCCCCACGAUGGAAUUGAAGCCCAAUGCUGGCAGUGACAGAGCAUGGGUGUGGAACACACUAGCAGAUUAUGCCGAUGAAUGCCCCAAACCUGAACUCCUUGCAAUACGCUUUUUAAAUGCAGAAAAUGCUCAGAAGUUCAAGGUGAAGUUUGAUGAAUGCAAAGAGGAGGUCAGGAAAAAUCAGGAAACAGGCAACACUGAGAACGCAAACAAGGUGGCAGAGAAGCUGGAGGAACUCUCUGUAAAAGACAAGGUAUCGGAGGAAAAGAAGGAAGAGGGCACAAAGGAGACUGAGAAGAAAGAAGAUGACAAAAAGGUGGCGAAAGCCGAGAAUAAAUAAAAACCAAGAACUCACUUUGCUUAUCUUCAAUUUGAGUUUUUCCUCUUUUUCUACAAUAGACUCUAAAUGAACUGAAUUUGGACACUUGCAUUUGAGUUUUGUUUAUUUGUUUUUGUUUUGUUUUUUUGAGGGGGGGAGGGGGGUUUUGUUUUAUAAAAUCUGUUUUGCCUCAAGAUCACAAGUUCUUGAUGCCACCGGGAAAAAAAAUCAGAUAGUGAAUUUAUUUUAAGAAAAUGCCCUUCUCACCUCGGAAUGCCAUGCUUUCCUUCCUUGACAUCCAACAGUUCAAUUGUUAUUUUUAACAAACUGUGAAAGUCGGCUUGUGAUGGCGAUAAUUCCCACAUUGGGUUUUUGUUUUUAUUCUAAAGCAGAGUUUGUUUGUAGAGGGAGAGGAUAAUGUAGCCUGCUUGUAUGCAGCACAGGGUCAGGGACCAGGCAUUGGUGCGUUAUUGUUAAGUGUGUAACCCCAUGAUGCAGCUCGGUGGGCCUUCACACCCUGUCCACGAUAAGAUGAAGAUGUCUCAGUGGAUGCCUUGUAGAGAUAGUUUUUGAUUCCCUCUUUAAUCAGUCUUCUUGGUAGCUGACAAGAGGAAUCCACUCUGGACUGAUGAGGGAUAUCGGAUGAGUGCUGCAGAUUUGUAAUGUCCAUUUAUUGCUUACUGAUAGAUCAGAUGCACUUAGCUAAUAAUUCCAUAUUUCUCAUUUUAUGAAGUAUAUCUGACAAUAAUUUAGCCCGUAGUAAACGGUUCAUCAGUUGGUUCAACUCUUCUGGCUCAAAUUCCUCACCUUGAGAUCAAGUUUGUAUUUUUUAGCUUAUAACAUUCCCAGACUUCAAAGCAUGUAGAAUAUAUGUAACAGAGUGUGCCCCAUCUGAUCUGUGUGCUUACCCCCCCACUAAUUAAGUUCUUAACCUUGCCUCUUCAGUGCAUCCAAGUGCCAGUGCAUCUGUAAAUACAUGUAUAUGGAUGAAAUGUUGCUCCUCGUUUGCACUCAGACGAUCUAAAAUGUUUCCUCAAACCUCAAAUAAAAGCUGGUAAAUACCA
This is a messenger RNA of Melanotaenia boesemani (Boeseman's rainbowfish), 1813 nucleotides long. RefSeq names its product RAN binding protein 1 (gene ranbp1). Lineage: Eukaryota; Metazoa; Chordata; Actinopteri; Atheriniformes; Melanotaeniidae. Gene Ontology annotation, molecular function: GTPase activator activity. The transcript is spliced from 6 exons. Bases 120 to 770 code for a protein of 216 amino acids. Gene Ontology annotation, cellular component: centrosome; cytoplasm; nuclear pore. Gene Ontology annotation, biological process: positive regulation of mitotic centrosome separation; nucleocytoplasmic transport. The record is from RefSeq and is a predicted model, not a curated record.